AUGUUCGGCCCUCCAACAACUAGCAACCGAAGCCGACAGGUGUGGAUUCGCGCUGUGAUUUUCGUCGGUCUUUAUCUGAUACUUUUGCUGUCGUUUACGCAAUGCGCGCUGGUUCUGUAUUUGUAUGGCACCUCUCAAGUCGAUGGGUUGAUGACGCCUAGCCUGAUUAUUGGGUUGAUUGCUUCAUUCCUAUCAGUCCCGUUCGUGGUCAUACACACAAUCCUCUCAUGGCAAUAUCGGAGAGCACCCGGAUUGAAUAUGCCGCGCAACGCGCUGCAUAUGGCAUGCUCACAUCUUCCACGCAUCAUGGUGGCUAUGUGGCUCGCUGCUUCAGUUGCCGGUUUAUUCGUUGUCUCGAAGCAGGCGGUAUGCGUCGCAUCUACCACCACACAGAAAUACUGGAAAGCCGGUUUGAGCUGUCAGAUUCACAGAGGAACGGUUAUUCUAGAAAUUCUGGCCUUUAUUUCUGCGUCAGCACUCUUUUUCUGCUUUCAGGUCUGUGAACGUCCAUUCGGUGCAUCCUUACUCGGUCUCUAUGCACCACAACGCCCACCCCAAGACGGCAGUAUCUUUUCCGAAUCAAGCUGGGAGAGCGAAACACUCAAGAACGAGAUUCUCUAUCUAUGCCGGCAUCCUGAUGCUGGUCCCGGAAACGGGGAGUUAUACUGGUCGCCCAAUGAUAGCUCCCUUUUCGAGACUCCAGUACGACCUCCCAGCAUCCGAUAUCCGGGGCCCACGCGAGUCCGUCCACAAUUACAUGUCAAUACUCAUACAAACUCGAUCAGACCAUCGAUUGUAGGUGCUACUUCUGUCGCGACGGAUACAUCUCCCAAAGUGUCGCCUGUAGAAGCAACAGCAGGCGCCAGAUCAUUCAGUUUACGAAGUGAUAUCUCCCCUUUAUCGAGGAAUCCUUCACUUACUUCAACUCUACAGCCUGGUACGGAGUCUGCUUUGACUAGACCACCACCGCCGCCGGUGCCCAAGAUUCCCGAAAUACCCGAGAUACUGGCCAAAGCCAAGACGAAACGUACGAGACAAAAGUCGUCAGUUUCAAGUCGAAAGUUUUUGCCUAAGGAUUGGUUGUCGGAGCCUCUAUCAGAAGAUCCGCAGAUUCGUGCUCUUGCUUCCCCGCCUUUGCCCCCUGAGUUUGAUGCAGUGUUUCAAUCGAGCGGGAGCGAGGAUGAAGAGAAAGAGAAGGAAGAGGAGAAAAGAGAUACUGCCUUACCCUCCCCUCCAGCACCGGUAGCGCCUCCAGAAGGAAGGAAAUCAUCUGACGAUGCUCAAUCUGAUUCUAGUAACGGCUCUUCUAUACAGACCAGACAUCGAUCAAUGACUGCACCGGGAAAUCCGCCUCUUGUUCUUCCUCCAGUCCCGCUGAUGGUCCGUAAAUCGCAGACAUCAUAUAUCAAUCAGACACCUCGGUCAAUACACCAUCCACAUCACCCUAAUUAUGUGCCUCCAGCAGUUACACCAAAGACAUCGACAGAGGGAAUCAAUAAACAACAAGCACCGAGAAACAAUCAGGGUCCUAUAAGCAAUAUCAAUAACAAACAAGCUAUCCAACGAGACAAAUCAAUAUCAAAAUCAACACGUCUCCCUCCUCGGCGCCAACUGAGCACGAAUCAUCAUCCAAAUCCACGUCUUCCACCCAGUCAAACAGCCUUACCAUCUCACCGCUCCCUAAAAGACAUGCAACGAGGUCUUCGCACAUCCUCGUCCUUCCGAAAUAGCCACAAUCAAUUCCCUCGCCGUACCCCAUCCCAUAAUACCCUGCAUCCACACCAAUUACAUUAUCAAUGUCAAUAUCAUCAUCAAUAUAACAUGCUACAUCAUCCUCCUCGGGUCUCUACAACAGCACUCAGGCCAGCAUAUACACGUCGCUUCCACUCCAACGAUGGCCGAGGCUUUGAUCCCGCGCGAACCUUACCCCCUAUCCCACGCAGCGACGAUACAGCAACUUUGUAUCCAAGUACAAGACGACCACGUAUUUCUACCUACGGCGGGUUUCCAAGAACUACUAGUACUACUAGCGGCACCCUUUCCAGUGCAGAGAAUACGUCGACAACCGGGACAAUAUCUGCGCGACGGACGUCAUUGAGUCUUGCAGGUGGAGGCGUUGCGUUGGACGGGGACAGGGAGAUUGUUGAGAGGAUGAAUACGUAUAGAGGUGCUGAGAGGACGAGUAUAUGUGCACCGCCACAAGGGGGUUUGAUGCGAAUGAGUAAAAUGGAUGUAUGA
This is a messenger RNA of Talaromyces stipitatus ATCC 10500, 2238 nucleotides long. RefSeq lists its product as uncharacterized. The coding region runs from base 1 to 2238 and encodes 745 amino acids. The record is from RefSeq and is a predicted model, not a curated record. The transcript is spliced from 3 exons. NCBI's taxonomy places the organism in Eukaryota, Fungi, Ascomycota, Eurotiomycetes, Eurotiales, Trichocomaceae.